GUUUUUUUUGCAGGUGGCAGGGGUGGGGGCAUGUUCUGAUAUUCACUUGCCCAGCAGCCCUCUGAACUUGUAAAUCCAGGAGCAAUUCAGCCAUUUCUCUAGACUAGACCUUGGUUGUGGAUAAUAAAGGUUUAACUGCAACAUUUUUAAACUUCUAAGAGCUAGUAGCCCACAAAAAUAUUUAUCAGCUUGCCUUUUCAUACAUGUCCAUGGUUAAUUAUUUGUGAACCAGGCUGCCCCUUAACAUUUCACAAAAGCUUCUUGCUUGUCACAGGUGACCAGAUAUUGACAGACUCCAGGUCAGAUGCUUCCCUACAGACUUCUUAUCUCCUUUCGUUUGGUGGUAGAAUACAAAGCAGUCAUCGUGGGAGGUCAGGAAGUGCUCGGGGCAUUCAAUUUUAGACUGGACUGCAAGACAACGUGAUCUGUCACUCUUUUUUGUCAGUUGGACAACAAUGGAGACUCUGUCGCAGGACACUUUACUGGAAUGUCAGAUUUGUUUCAAUUACUACAGCCCACGACGGAGGCCCAAGUUACUAGACUGUAAACAUACCUGCUGUUCUGUUUGCCUUCAGCAGAUGAGGACCAGCCAGAAGGACCUGAGGUGCCCAUGGUGCCGAGGCAUUACUAAACUACCACCAGGGUUUUCUGUCUCUCAGCUGCCAGAUGACCCAGAGGUCAUUGCUGUGAUUGCAAUACCCCACACCUCAGAGCACACUCCAGUCUUCAUCAAACUACCUAGCAAUGGGUGUUACAUGUUGCCCUUUCCUGUCUCCAAGGAGAGGUCCUUAUUGCCAGGAGACAUUGGCUGUCGCCUUCUUCCAGGCAGCCAGCAGAAGUCUCUCACUGUGGUGACAAUCCCAGCCGAGCAGCAGCCAUUGCAGGCUGGGAUCCCGCAGGAGGGAGGGGACGAGGAGCAAGAUAGGAGGGGCAUUGUGAAAAGUUCCACCUGGUCAGGGGUUUGCACCGUCAUCCUAGUCGCCUGUGUCCUGGUUUUUCUUCUUGGCAUUGUGCUCCACAACAUGUCAUGUAUAUCCAAGCGUUUCACGGUGAUCUCCUGUGGCUGAAAGGAGGCUGCAGUGGCAGUACUCAUGUGGGCCAAUUUUGGGGGUUUGGGAGGGUGGCUAUAACGGUGGCAGGAUGCCAUGAGAUGAAGCGCUGUCAUAUGGACUGUUCUACAGUACUGAGUCAUUAAAAUCAGGCAAGCUGGAUGAUUGUCCAGAGUCUGCUGUAAAAAAUAGGACAGUGACACCUGUUGGUAGAGUAUGGAGCAUGUCCAAUGCUUAUCCGCUGGUAACUGUAUCAAGGAAGACUGCAUGCAUCACCAUAAUCACUUAACAAAUGAGCUGUAAUUUAUAAUGAUUUCAUCAUGCUAUGAAAUUAAGGAUGUCUAUUUAGCUGGUUCUACUGUACAAAUAUAGGACAUGAUCUCUCUUUCUCUCUUGUAGUAAAAUUACAAAUCAAAAUGCUGUAUGUUCAAGUAGAAUUAAACAUUGGAAUUAAGAAAGUCAAACUACCCAGUACUUUUCCAGACGUAGCAAAAACAUAACUCUCUCUUUUUAAACAGCUGUGAAAAGUAAACUAGUUGUUUAGUCAGUAAGGCUUUUUGUAUCUUUUAAAUUGCAUAAUAAAUAAAAUGUUUUUUUUUUAAA
Messenger RNA from Rhineura floridana, 1652 nucleotides. It is a transcript of the gene RNF152, whose product is annotated as ring finger protein 152. The transcript has 2 exons. Gene Ontology annotation, biological process: apoptotic process; positive regulation of autophagy; negative regulation of TORC1 signaling. Gene Ontology annotation, cellular component: lysosomal membrane; lysosome. The record is from RefSeq and is a predicted model, not a curated record. Gene Ontology annotation, molecular function: ubiquitin protein ligase activity. Bases 456 to 1067 code for a protein of 203 amino acids. Lineage: Eukaryota; Metazoa; Chordata; Lepidosauria; Squamata; Rhineuridae.